Aspergillus candidus is the source of this 1269-nucleotide messenger RNA. RefSeq names its product putative acid phosphatase. Lineage: Eukaryota; Fungi; Ascomycota; Eurotiomycetes; Eurotiales; Aspergillaceae. The transcript has 3 exons. Gene Ontology annotation, molecular function: hydrolase activity, acting on ester bonds. Bases 1 to 1269 code for a protein of 422 amino acids. Gene Ontology annotation, biological process: phospholipid catabolic process. The record is from RefSeq and is a predicted model, not a curated record.
AUGUUGCCUCAAUCUCUCCUGGCCCUCGUUGGAGGCCUAUCGCUAGCACUGGCCGCCCCCACGUGCAAGAAGCGCAUUUCCAAUGGCGACAAUGGCGGCAAUGGUGGCAAUGGCGGCGAUGGUGGAGGCAAGGAUGACCCCUUCUCGCCGGUGUCUAACGUGAAGGGGUUGGCUUUUAAUCGAUUUGUCCAGGUCUGGAUGGAGAAUAAGGACUAUGAGGACGCCGUCAAGAAUAAAGACUUCGCCGAACUCGCGAAAGAAGGCUUGCUGUUGACCAACUUCUAUGCCCUGACCCAUCCCUCCAUGCCGAAUUACAUGGGCGCUGCCGGUGGCGACACCUUCGGUCUGGACAAUGACGAAAAUCUGAGUGUCCCCGCCAACAUCUCCACCAUCGCGGACAUGUUCGACACCAAGCAGAUCUCCUGGGGCGAGUACCAGGAAGACAUGCCCCACGUGGGGUUCCAGGACGAAGAUUACCAGAACGACGGCGAGGACGACUACGUGCGCAAGCACAACCCCCUGAUCAUGUAUGAGUCGGUGACCAAGGACGCGACGCGCCUCCGCCAGAUCAAGAACUUCAAGCACCUCGACGACGACUUGCAGCAGAAGCGCUUGCCACAGUUCAGCUUCAUCACGCCCAACAUGACCAACGACGCGCACGACACCGAGCUCGAGGAAGCCGCUGGCUGGGUCACCGGCUUCCUGAAGAACCUGCUGCAGAACGAGUAUUUCAGCACCGAUACGCUGGUCAUGCUCACCUUCGACGAGAACGACAACACGGACAUCGGCAACCAGGUUUACACCCUUCUGUUGGGCGGCGCCGUCCCCCAGGAAAUGCGCGGCCAGACGGACGACACCUUCUACACGCACUACUCCACCAUCGCGUCCCUGGCGGCCAACUGGGGCCUCCCGUCCCUGGGCCGCUGGGACUGCGGCGCGAACCUGUUAGGCUUGGUGGCCCAGAAGACCGGCUACGUCAACUGGAAGGUCGAGAAUACCAAGAAGCUGAUGCUCAGCGAAACGAACGAGGGUCCGCUCUCGAGAGAGGAUGGAGGCCAUUUUUCGGGCGAGUGGCCGGCUCCCUUGACGGAGGCUCAGUGCUCUGCUGGACACGGCAUCUUGCCGGUGGUUCAGAAGACCUGGUCUGGACACAAGCCGACGUUCAACUACCUCAGCCCCGUGCCGCAUGACUCCAAGAACGACAUCAACAUCGGUGUAUCGUAUAGCCGAACUCUGAAGGGAACGCAAGAGAGCGGAAUCACCAAGUAG